AUGGGCUGUGAUGCUACACGUCUCAUCAACAUUCGAUGUGAUCUUGCAGAUUUCAACAGCAUCAGGGAAUGUGCAAACGAAAUUUUGAAAGAUGAAGAUAAAAUCGACAUAUUAAUUUGCAAUGCGGGAGUAAUGUUCUAUCCCAGAUACGAGAAAACGGUUGAUGGCCAUGAAAUGACCUGGCAAAGCAAUCAUCUUGGUCAUUUUCUUCUAACCCAUUUGCUCCUACCUGCAAUGGAAAAAGCACCGAAAGCACGUAUCAUCAUUGUCUCGUCAAAUUUGCAUCGUAAAAGCAAAUCGCUCGACCUGGCUACCAUCGACGACAAAAAGAAGUUCGGUCUUUUUGAUCCAUACAAUCGCAGCAAACUUGCCAAUGUCAUGCAUGCUCGCGGUUUAAGUCGACGUCUCCACCGACUCGGUAUUCACAACGUCACUGUGAAUUCGUUACAUCCAGGUGCAGUAAACAGUAAUCUUGCUCGAUCAACACCUCUUCUCAAAACACCGCUACGUCAAAUUACCGCUCCUCUCAGGUGGUUCUUCCUGAAAACGGAUCGCGAUGGGGCGCAGACCUCACUCUAUCUAGCUCUCAGCAAGAAAGUUGAUGGUAUCAGCGGGAAAUACUUUGCGGAUUGCAAAUUGGCUACCGAGAAUCCUUUGGCUUUGAAUGAUCAAGCUUGUGACGACCUGUACAACUACAGUAUGGAACAGUGCGGGAUCACUGAUUAA
Messenger RNA from Haemonchus placei, 726 nucleotides. Lineage: Eukaryota; Metazoa; Nematoda; Chromadorea; Rhabditida; Trichostrongylidae. The record is from the annotation of a GenBank genome assembly.